AUGUUUCUUUUAAGGCUCAGCACAUGGAGUAGUAAGCUGCUGCCCAGGAUUGUUAUGUCUCCCGCCUCUCAACCUGUAAGCACACGGUUUUUCUCAGUUAGUCCAGUAUCUUUUGCUACACUGAACCAGAUUAAGAGGGGUGUUCAGCCUCCGAGACGUAAGAAAGAAACAGAAUCGCCAGAUCUAGAACGUUGUCCUAUCCGCAAGGGUGUUGUUCUUAGGGUCAUGGUGCUCAAGCCCAAGAAACCGAACUCGGCGCAAAGAAAGGCGUGUAGAGUAAGAUUAACUAACGGAAAUGUGAUAUCUGCAUACAUCCCGGGCGAGGGCCACAAUGCACAAGAACACAGUAUAGUGUAUGUUCGAGGAGGUCGUUGUCAAGAUCUUCCUGGUGUGAAAUAUCACGUUGUGCGCGGUGCUGGUGAUCUGGCAGGUGUUGUUAAUAGGAUUUCCUCGAGGUCGAAAUAUGGUGUCAAGAGACCACAGAAAGAAUAG
This is a messenger RNA of Eremothecium cymbalariae DBVPG#7215, 492 nucleotides long. It is a transcript of the gene MRPS12, whose product is annotated as mitochondrial 37S ribosomal protein uS12m. Gene Ontology annotation, cellular component: small ribosomal subunit; ribosome. Bases 1 to 492 code for a protein of 163 amino acids. Lineage: Eukaryota; Fungi; Ascomycota; Saccharomycetes; Saccharomycetales; Saccharomycetaceae. The record is from RefSeq and is a predicted model, not a curated record. Gene Ontology annotation, molecular function: structural constituent of ribosome. Gene Ontology annotation, biological process: translation. The transcript has a single exon.